CAAAAAGCUAUAAAUAGUCCAUGGAGCAGCGCGGCGGUUCCGUCCAAUAGACGACAAGAUGAUGAAGGCUGAGAAAGGUGUUGGAGCUGGACCGCAGCAGGUGUUCAGCUGCGCCCACGCCGGCUGUGGAGCCAGCUUCCCGAGGGAGUGGAAACUAAAGCAGCACGAAACGGCGCACACCGGGGAGCGUCCGUGCGCGUGUCCAGCACCCGGGUGUGGUCGCCGUUUCAAGAGAACAUCCCAUCUGAAGACGCACAUGCUCCAACACAAAGGAGUCAAAGGCUUCCCAUGCAAGUUUGCGAAUUGCGCAAAGAGUUUCUUUAAUGCGCAAAGACUGAAGAAACACCAGAAAAGCGCGCACGGGGACCACAAAUUCAAGUGUAAUCAACCCAAGUGCUCCUUGACCUUCAAGAAGCGCCGACUGUUGAAGCUGCAUUUAAAGGAGCACGAUGUGCUUCCGAACUUCAAAUGUUCCAACACUGGAUGCAUGAUGACAUUUGACUCUCACAUUGCACGAAAAGCCCAUGAGAAGAAGCAUGCAGGUUAUCGUUGCCCUGAGAAAGACUGCCAGGUUGUUGAACACACCUGGAGCAAACUCUCCUUUACCUGUGGAGUCUGCAAGAAGACGUACAACAAAGCUGGUGCUCUGCGGAGACACAAACGGACCCAUGCUUCCCACAAACCCGUGCUGCUGUGUCCAAGACCCAACUGCCAGGCCUACUUCACCACGACCUUUAACCUGCAGCAUCACAUCCGCAAAGUGCACCUCCAGCUCCUUAAAUAUAAAUGCAGCUUCCCCGACUGUCCGCGCACAUUUGCGAUGCGGGAGAGCAUGCACCGACACCUGGUUCGCCACGAUCCAAGUGGCAUCAUUUCAAAGAAACGUCCCAGGGAGAAGAAAUCCUGGCAGAAGCGUCUGAACGGACACAACCAGCCGUCCGUGGAGGAAAACCUGCAGCGGCUCUUCGCGCUGCGCAUGCGCAUCUCCAGACGCGCUAAAGUGGAAGCCAACCUCGCGGGUCUCUUCAACGAGCGCAAGAUCCCCCAUUUCGUCGACCCUGAGGUCAACCUGCGUGACCUGUUUGGCAUCAGACCCCCCAGACUUCCAGAAAGCCCGACGGUGGCACCAGUUAACUGAUCAAAUCUGCACUUUCAUUUAUUUACAGGAAAUUGGGUCCUUUAAGUUUUUAUUAGUCGCUUUGUGUUGUGCACCAAAGAAUGUUGAAAUGCAAUUUCCUUCAAAGUAAAAGGCUAAAUGAAAGAGCUUUGUAACGUCGUCUUUGACCCAAUAAAAUGAGUUUGGUUUUGCUCAAA
This is a messenger RNA of Oryzias melastigma (Indian medaka), 1314 nucleotides long. RefSeq lists its product as uncharacterized. The record is from RefSeq and is a predicted model, not a curated record. Lineage: Eukaryota; Metazoa; Chordata; Actinopteri; Beloniformes; Adrianichthyidae. Gene Ontology annotation, cellular component: nucleus.